AUGGCCACAUUCUUCUUUAGAAAUUUGACAGAAUAUGAUCCAACCCUCCUCGGAUCAACAUGUAUCAAUGUCCAGAGUAAGAGAUUUGGAGAGGAAGGAAUAGCUUUGGAAUCAAUUUUAAAUACGACCAAUAAGUAUAGAAGAAAGCAUAAUUUGAAUGAAUUGACUGAAGAGAGCGUUAGAGAGUAUGAAGUUCAAAUUCUUGAAAUAAUAGAAUAUGAAAUCAAUACAAUAUCAUUGUUUGAUUUUGUAGAGUUGCUCACUGGUUGUGUGUACGACUUGUCUUGCCCUCAAGUUAUUCCCUUUGUGAAGGAGAAGUUUAUAGCGAUGGCUUCAAAGCUUUACGAUUACUUGUUAUUUAAACCAGGUUUCUUGUCUCUCCAAAGAGAUCCAUGUUUGUUUGCAAGUACAUUGAUCUUUCUUUCCUCCAAGAUUAUAACCUCAAAGAGAAAUGAGGCACUCCUGUCAUGGCGUAAGUAA
Messenger RNA from Naegleria gruberi, 480 nucleotides. RefSeq lists its product as uncharacterized. The transcript has a single exon. NCBI's taxonomy places the organism in Eukaryota, Heterolobosea, Eutetramitea, Acrasida, Naegleriidae. The record is from RefSeq and is a predicted model, not a curated record. The coding region runs from base 1 to 480 and encodes 159 amino acids.